Molecule: messenger RNA, 1793 nt
Organism: Brassica rapa (field mustard)
Lineage: Eukaryota; Viridiplantae; Streptophyta; Magnoliopsida; Brassicales; Brassicaceae
Product: F-box/FBD/LRR-repeat protein At1g16930
Molecular function (GO): protein binding
Source: RefSeq, a predicted model, not a curated record
ACUGUCUGUGAUAAUAAGCAGAGAUCUGGUCCGUUGAUCUGUCAUGCGCGUGGGUGAUUUUUAUUUUACAAUUUAUUUUUUAACCCUUGACACUCGAUGGCGUGCCAUGUGGCCUUUUAGAAAAUCGAAGCGAUCUCAGUGCAGGCUAUUACGCCGGCGAACUGAGAGUUUCUUCUUAAACUCUGUGCGGUAUUUUGCCGGAGAACUUACAGUGGUUUCAUCUUACACACACACAGAAGGAUGGAUGGUGAAAGAUCUGUCAAAGAGAAUCAGAUGAACUCCUAUAGGGAUAGGCUAAGCGAUCUAGAUGAUUUAUUGUUAUGCAAGAUUCUCUCAGGCUUUCCCACAAAGGAAUCGGUCCGCACCAGCGUCUUAUCAAAACGUUGGAGAAACCUCUGGUUAAGUGUUCCAGCUUUGGACUUAGAUUCCAGCGAUUUCUCAGAUGAUGACGUGGUUAUGGGUCUCGUGGAUAGGUUUCUGUGUUCGGAAAAUAAGCAACAACUUGAGAGGUUCAGGCUGGAAUAUUGGGCUCAUCACCAGUUUAGAUCUCGCUUCAAGUCUUGUAUCGAUGCUGUCACUGCGCGUAGUAUUCUUCAAUUCAAUGUUGAGAAUUCUGUGGACUAUCAUGAGUUAGUUGAGAUGCCUCCAUCUUUCUAUUCUUGUGAGAGAGUGGUGAACAUAAAGUUGAGCCGCGUGUUCUUGGAUCAUCCUGAAUCUGUAUCCUUGCCUUGUGUCAAGACUAUGCAUCUAGAGAGGGUCAAGUACGAUGGUGAUUCGACUCUGGAGACUUUAAUAUCAAGCUGUCCUGCUCUCGAGGCGUUAACCAUAUUCCGUGGUGCCAAUGAUAAUCUGAUAGAUGUGUCUGUGCGUUCCCAGUCACUAAAGACCUUCAAAUUAGAUUGUUUGCGUUGGACAAGUGAAGGUCAUGCUGUUCAAAUUGAUGCUCCAAGACUCGAGUCUAUGACUCUCAGUGAUCACCUAUCUCACAGCUUCAUACUACAUAGUAUUGGUCCCUUAGCAAAGGUAGCCAUUGAUGUUCGCUUUAAUGUGGAAGAAGGUGUCCCACUGGGACCAGAUAAUUCUUCCAAGAUAACUAUGCUCCGCGAAUUUCUCACCAAGUUAUCUACAGUGAAAGAAAUGAAAAUCUCUAGUGACACUCUAGAUGUUAUUCAUGAUUACUGUGAAAUGGAACAGCUACCUCAGUUAUCCAACUUGUCUUUCUUGCAUGCUUGCUUCCAAGAAACUACGUGGGAGAUGUUGCCAACCUUCCUUGAGAGUUGCCCAAAUCUACGCUCUUUCUUCCUGAGACUUAAUUGGGAUCCAAGGAGGUUGGUUGAUCUUUCAUCAGUGCCACGAUGUUUACAUUCAUCUCUCGAGGUUGUAGAGCUGGAGACACCUCAUUUUAUAUACAAGAAAAGGGAAGGAAGAUCAAUCCAGGGAACCUCAAGUAAGAUGAAAUUAGCAAAAUAUUUCCUAGAGAAUUGUGGAGCUCUCAAAGAACUGACUGUAAGUCGGAGUUUCUCUUACAUCAUCAACCAAAUCAUGUCGAUUCCAAGAAGAUCUACGGGGUGUGAAUUUUUCACUUUCGAGUGACACGUUUCCCUCGGAAGAAACAGUUGUAACAAACUUUGAAUAAAGGUGGCGGAAGCUUUAGUGGCUCAGCAAUUGUUGCUCAUUUGAGGUUCUUGCGUUUAAAAUACAGAGUUGAGAGAUACUGUAUUAGAUUCAUUCAGAAUCUUGUUGUGAUUUCUUCGAUAGGUUAAGUUAUCUACCCGAUUCCUUGUUAUGCAAGA